CCUGUAGCUGAAUUGUCUGGAUUCCAGAUAGAACUAAAUAAGUGUGCUCAUAAGCAAGUUCCUAACCUAUUUCUUUGAAUUUAACCGGUUUCACUUGCCUGAACCUUGUGAUGCCCCGGAAGGCUUCCAAGCGGGCAAAAGCUGGCAUCCUCAAAAGAGGCACUGCUAAGGGCAGGUCUGGCCGAAAUUCAGUUGAUUUGGAUUCGGAAUCCUCAACUUUGGGGCUAAAAAUCUCCUCAAUCAACUCUUUACAUAAUGGUUUUGUGGAGAACUAUGGCGAGCCUUCAGGUUUUGCCAAAGGUUGGAGGACUGGUCCAAAAGGUUAUCUAUGUAAUCAAUGUCAUGUGGAAUUUGAUCACAUGAAUCUUUACCGCGAUCACAAGCAAGUGUGUCAGAUAGGACAAGUGAACUGCAAGCACUGCUCGUCUUCAUUUUCAACCAAGUGUGAUCUAAAUUGUCAUGAUAAGCUUCACCAGGACCAAAAGUUAUGGUGCAAGAUUUGCGAGGUCCGUUUCAAGAGUAUUCAGGCCAUUCAGGAACAUGACCAGCAAUGUCACACUGUCGAAAUUACGCCAGAGCCAAUAGUCACUAUAAUCGGCAAUGUAACGAGUAACCAGAAUGACGUCCAACCAUCUAACGGGGUCACAAUUUUUCCGAUCCCCAUGAGCGAGUCAUCGGCACCGUCCAAAGUUAAUUCCCGCAAAAUGAAAUGCCCCAUGUGCCCUUUCGAAUCCCAUGAUAUCCCGGGUUUGACAAAUCAUAUUGAGGGGUGCAAACUUCAGUUGGCCGAUGACAAUUUUGUUUACUGUUGCUCGCAAUGCGAGUUUUCUUCCCGCUUCCGAAAAGUAUUUGGUGAUCACUACAUCCGCCGAUUGCAACAAGGUUUUUGUUUCGACCAGGGCGGAUAUAGUUUACACGAAGGAAGACGGCAACCGCGUAAGAGAUCCUCGACGGAAUGGAAGUCUGACGAUUCCGACGAGAUCCAGAUCUUACAUCAAGACAUGCCCAAUCCGGCCGUUGUGACCCAUAUCAUCGAGCCAGCCCCCUCCGCUUCAAGAGAAAUCAUAAAGACCAAAAUCAGACUGAUUGGAGCCCCGGUUAAGAACUUGAUCUUCACUUGUCCCAAAUGCAGCAAGAAUUACUUCACCGCCCGAAGUCUGGAGGAGCACCUAAAAAUCGAUUGUACCGCGGUCAAAACACUUCAUCUGACCACUGGAUCUCAACGAGAAGUUGAAGGGACAGUCGAUAGUAAGAGCUCGAAUAGUAAGUUCGUAUGCUCUUAUUCUUGCCGCUUUUGCAACGAACCCUUGAAUUAUAGCGAUAAGGUUAGGAGUCACCGAAUCUUUUGCAAGCAACUUCCUCAUCCACAGAAGAGUUUCGUUAUUUGCGACUUGUGCCAUACCGUAAUUGAAGACCAUACCAAGUACAGUCGACAUACGGGUUGGUGUGCUAUGAAUCCUGAAAAAUUGUGUGACGAGGUCAUCUUUAUUGAAGCAGAAGAGGAUCAAUUGAUUGGCGAUUUCGUGAGUCCUUAGUUCGUCGAAGACACACCUUGCCACAAAAUCAAAGAGCUGGAUUGAUGAGAGCGAAAAUCUGUUUUAGUCGUUGUAAAUACAAUAGACUACAUAUAAAGGAACCAUAAAGGAAUUCGGAUGAAUUGUUGCUCGAAGCGGCUUGUAUUUAGGUCAAGGUAAUGUAUUUUAAUGUGAAGAGAAUAGGUGGCAUACCCUUGUGUUGUGAUUGUUUUCCACUUUUGGACUUUUGGGCUCCCUGAGAAUUUAAUUGCUCAGCUGUUUUAUGAUAGAUAAGUGUCGCCAUGUACAAAUAUAUUUGCGACAAAGGA
This is a messenger RNA of Tigriopus californicus, 1843 nucleotides long. RefSeq names its product zinc finger protein 521-like. The record is from RefSeq and is a predicted model, not a curated record. The transcript has 3 exons. NCBI's taxonomy places the organism in Eukaryota, Metazoa, Arthropoda, Copepoda, Harpacticoida, Harpacticidae. Bases 111 to 1535 code for a protein of 474 amino acids.